UUAUCAACAAAAAAAAAAUGAAUUGGAAGUUGGUUUUGCUUACUGGUUGGAUUCUCCUCUCGUCUAUUACAUUAAACCCAACUUUGGCUAAAGUAGCUUAUCCAUCUCUCACGACAAGGAAAGGGAGGAUCGGAGAUAUACAAAUCAGCAAAGGAAUGAAGAUUGGCUUUAGAGGCAGUUUUUCUAAAACUGCUCCUCAAGGAAACGAUCCACCAAAUCAUUUCUGAGUUAUAUAACAUGUUGAUCUGUUCUAUACAUCUUAACUUAUGAUUUCUGCAUAUUUGGUAAGUAGUUCUUUGAUUAUGUGUAAUACUCUAUGAAUAAAUUCUUUGAUUAUGUGUAAUACUCUAUGAAUAAAUGAAAUGGAACUUCGAUAUAUAUAGUUAAAUGAUUUAAUAGUUAACUAAAACUGAUCUGUAAUUGAGUGACAAUGAGAUUUUUUGUUACUUUCGUACCAAAAUUGAUGAUCAACAUCGGACUUUUCAACUCAUGCAAAAGGAAAAAUUAAAAAAGGAGGCUAAAAAAGUCAAUAGUGUUCAUUACAUGCAUUGACUUAUACAUAUCACCAACUGUGGUGAGAACGACCCAUGAUGAAAUAAUCUCUGCCUAACAGUCUUAAUUAUAAACUAGUUUAUAAGAUACUAUUUAUUUAUAUAUGCUCCGGAAGAAAACUAGCUAGCGUUGUAUUCUAAUUCUUACAUAUACACACGAAAUAAAGGGGCAAAUAGAAAGAAUGAGUCCCAAAUUCAUUCUAAUAGCUUCGUUUCUACUUUUAUGCAUCGCAUCUUCCAAUUCGAUCAUCAUAACAAUUUCCAAAAAGCGGAAAAUGACAAAUGAAGAAGAAGGUAGAAAGAUUCACGUUCACAAAGGAAAGAAGAUCGCCGUAAAGGUCAGCCGUUCACCUCCUGCAAAAGGCUGGAUUUGUUGCAAUGAUUAAAAUUACUUGUGAACAUUUUCGUAAGCUCGAACGAGACUAGCUAGUUGUAUUUGCUAUGUCUCGAUCAUUAAUUAAGGGGCUUUCGGCCCAUUACACGCAUAUACGGAGCCUUAGUGCAUGGAAAUAUUCAAUUAUGCAAUAUUUUGGGGCUACAGCCUAAAGUGUAAAUCAUUGAAACUUAGAAAAGGCAUGUGUGUGUGUGUGUUUUUCGCUUGUCA
This is a messenger RNA of Camelina sativa (false flax), 1155 nucleotides long. RefSeq lists its product as uncharacterized. The record is from RefSeq and is a predicted model, not a curated record. Lineage: Eukaryota; Viridiplantae; Streptophyta; Magnoliopsida; Brassicales; Brassicaceae.